AUGGCUUUUGUAGUUGCAAAUGUGUUUGCAGCCGCUUGCGUGUGCAACGCGGUCGCCGCUGUCGGCAUAAAGCACGAUAGAUCGUUGCCAAUCAGACCAGUCGUUACACCGUCGCACAACCGCCGCACUGCUGCGUCCGGCGCACAGCCGCCGGAACCGCCGAGCGAUGCCUUGAGCGCAGAACAGUCGUUCAAUCAGUUCCUGAACACACAUCAAGACGGUUCGGACUAUCCAGCGGAUUCCGCGUCCGGAGUAACGAACACCAUGGUGUCACCCAUGGGGGCUUACGGCCCGAUCCUCGUCGUCUACUUGACGUACGGUGGUCGAACCCCUUACAGGACAUUCUCAGAGGUCCAGGGGAUGUUCUGGGACGUUCCAGGCGUCAACCAUGCUCUGUACCAUAAUUCGUGGCACCAGAUGUGGCUUCAGUCCUCUGACGUCGACUUCCUCCAGAUGGAGUCGCCUCAGGAUCCAGCAACCUGGGGAUAUCGUUUGUCCUCUCUUACGAUGGGCGUAUACUUCUCAGCGCCGUACCAGGCACAGAUCAGCAGAAGAACCUACAGAAACACGCUGGUGUUUGCACCUGGGGACCUCUUCAUGGCCACUGCUUAUGCCCCGACCAGCGGCUGGUGGAACGGGUUUGCCCAGUUCUACCACGCAGCUCAGACCUGGCAAACCAUCGUCCACGAGGUCGGGCACUCGUGGGGAAUGCAUCAUGCAGGAGGUUACUUGCAGACCGGAGAAUUCAAUAAUUACCUCGACGACGCGAUCAUGGGCUAUCAGCGGGAGUGGCGGGCCGCGGACGCCAAUGUGGUCCAUCGAUACAGGCUCGGUUGGCUCUCGGGCGCCGAGACAGUGGAGUUCACUCGGGGGUCUGCGGCCACGGCUGUCGACCUGUCUCCUCUCAACGAGGGGCCCGACGGGCCAGGAUUUUUGCUCAUGAAGCUCCCGUGCGAUGAGUGCAUAGGGGACAAGGCAUCUACAGCAGGUGCGGGUGCUCUCUACCUUUCCUUUCGUGUGGCGGAUGGACCGAACCUCUACGGGGUGGGGGGGGAGGCCGACCAUAUUUACCUAUACGACAUCUACAGUCGCGCACGUCUAGUCCUGGUUGACCGCGUUCAUGUGCACUUCCAGCCCGAUGCGAAUCAGAUGACCGAGUUGUGGACUACAUUGGCUGCGGGAGAUACGUUCUCCAUACCCACUGCCACGAUGUGGAUUCAUGUUUGCAGCAUCGAUGUUGCGAGCUAUGCCAAGGUAAGUGUCUCAGACACCAGCGAAGCUUCGGCGCGGGCCAGGUGUACGAUGCCAGCGGAGACGACAGCACCGAUAAAAGCGCCGACACCAGCACCGACGCCCGUGCCGACACCAGCACCGACGCCAGCGCCGACACCAUCGCCGACGCCAUCGCCGUCACCAUCGCCGACGCCAGCGCCGACACCAGCACCGACGAAGUCACCGACACGAGCGCCGACGCUAGUACCGUCACCAUCACCGACGCCAGCACCGACGCCAGCGUCGACGCCAGCACCGACGCCAUCACCGACACCGGCACCGACGCCGCAACCGACGCCAUCGCCGACACCAGCACCGACGCCAGCACCAACAAAAGCGCCGACGCCAGUACCGACAGCAGCACCGACGCCAUCACCGUCACCAUCGCCGACGCCAGCACCGACAAAGGCGCCGACGCCAGCACCGACGUCAGCGCCCACGCUUUCACAUUCACCAUUGCCAAUGGCGUCGUCGGCGGGAACACACUCCUCUGGCGUUGUCUCCGGCUUGGGCGACCCCCACCUCACUAACAUGUACGGCGAGCGGUUUGAUCUUUACCGGACAGGCAAAAACGUCCUCUUGCAGAUUCCGCGAUGGAGCAGCGGCAGUAGCGCGUUGUUGCACUUGGAGGCCGACGCCACACGCAUGGGCGACCAGUGCGCUGACGUGUAUUUCCAGAUGGUGACAAUAUCUGGGGCCUGGACGAAUAAGACAGAAGCAAUGCGGUUCUUCGCGAACGGUGACACGCUCGGCAUGCCCAGUAGCAUGACUUGGAUGCGCUUCGGCAAGGUUGAUUUAAAGGUAGUGCAUGGCAAAACUCAGCAGGGUACAGACUACCUCAACGUCUUUGCCAAGCACCUUGCCCGUGCCGGGUUUCCAGUUGGUGGCCUUCUCGGCAUUGACGACCACACUGCGGCCAGCGCCCAGCCGUCCGAGUGCACCCGCUCUUUCUCGCUGUAA
This is a messenger RNA of Prorocentrum cordatum, 2232 nucleotides long. The record is from the annotation of a GenBank genome assembly. NCBI's taxonomy places the organism in Eukaryota, Dinophyceae, Prorocentrales, Prorocentraceae.